AUAACACAUUUCUUCAGGGUUUCAUCCAAAAGCCUUAGCAUUCCUGGUCAUUAAAAUGAAUAACACAUUGUUUUAUUAUUUAUUUUAAGAAACAACAUUUCCAUUCUUAAACUGGAAACACAACUGUGAAAUAAAUUUUAUAAAAUAAGGCUUUGAAAGCAAAGGUUUUUAUAAUUGAUACUGUCGCUUCUAUCCACAAUAUUCUCAUUUAAAUUGGGUAUGUAUUCUCAUUUUACAGUAAUAAAAUUGAGAGAUACUAAGUGACUUUGCUGAAUUAAUGCCACAAGUAAGUGGUAGAACUAGGAUUCAACUCACAUCUGUCCGACUUCCAUACUUUUUUAAAUACUGUCAUUUUUUACCAUUUUCUAUCUUCCUUACAAUACUUGAGUCUUAAGUGGGAUUUUAAGUUAGUUUGCUGAGGGCACUGGGAUCAGAAUUUUGGAUUGUGGAAUAAACUGGAUAUUAAACUGUGGAGGUAACGAAGGGUAAUUGUUAUGUGAUGGAAAAAGUAAGCUGUGAAAAAUCUGUCUUUAACUUUCCAUUUUCUUUUUAUCUUUGGUUAUCUGCAGAUAAGGACCUUACUCUAGACCAUAUAGGAUGCUUCUUUAUAAUGGAUUCAUCAUGCACAGCAAAAGAGUAAAAAUGGUAUUUUCUGUUGGAAGUUGGGGGAGGAAGGACCUUAAAACAGUAAUUCUUACAUUGUCAUCCAUUAACAAGUUUAAGAAGACGAGCAAAAACCAAAUUAAAGUAGAUCUUGUAGAUGAGAAUUUUACAGAAUUAAGAGGAGAAAUAGCAGGACCUCCAGACACACCAUAUGAAGGAGGAAGAUAUCAGCUAGAAAUAAAAAUACCAGAAACAUAUCCAUUUAAUCCCCCUAAGGUCCGGUUUAUCACUAAAAUAUGGCAUCCUAAUAUUAGUUCCGUCACAGGGGCUAUUUGUUUGGAUAUCCUGAAAGAUCAAUGGGCAGCAGCAAUGACUCUCCGCACGGUAUUAUUGUCAUUGCAAGCCCUGUUGGCAGCUGCAGAACCAGAUGAUCCACAAGAUGCAGUAGUAGCAAAUCAGUACAAACAAAAUCCUGAAAUGUUCAAACAGACAGCUCGACUUUGGGCACAUGUGUAUGCUGGAGCACCAGUUUCUAGUCCAGAAUACACCAAAAAAAUAGAAAACUUAUGUGCUAUGGGCUUUGAUAGGAAUGCAGUAAUAGUGGCCUUGUCUUCAAAAUCAUGGGAUGUAGAGACUGCAACAGAAUUGCUUCUGAGUAACUGAGGCAUAGAGAAAGAGCUGCUGAUAUAGUCAAGCUUGCCCUUUCUUGAGGAGCAUCAACAUCUGUUAUUUUUAGGAUUCUGCAUAGAUUUCUUUUAAACUGGCAUUCUUGCCUAAUGAUGUUAUCUAGGCACCAUUGGAGACUGAAAAAAAAAUCCCUGCUCUGUAAAUAAAGCUAAUUAAACGUCUGUGUAAAUUUAAAAAGGGGAAAUACUUUAAUUUUUUUCUUAAUAGUGUAAAAAUUCUUUGAGCUAAGCUGAAACCAUGGAAAAAACAUGCUACUUUAGUGUUUAGCAGUGUACCAAGACUAGCAAGAGUUUGCUUCAGGAUUUCGUUGAAUAAUUAAGAUAAUAUUUUGAGUGUGUCAGGGCCAUUCAAAUUGUUGGUGUUGCAUCACAGCUACCUUAACUGUUUUUAACAUGGAUCCUCUGUGCCUGUGAAUUUACUUGCAUGCUUGUACUUGACUUCUUAGGAUGGGUAGCUGAAAAGACCACCAUUUUAAGCAUUUGAGAAUUCUUAAAUAUGAGAUUUAUCCAGAAUUGAAGAUGGUGACCUAUUCAGAGCCUUUUUGUCCUUGUCCACAGACUGGGACACCAUAUCUAUUUUUCCCCCUCUUACCACACACAGCUAAUAUUCUGAUGGUAAAUUUGUAUUCUGUAUUUGUUGGGGAAAUAAUGCCGAGGGGCAUUACCCCUUGCUCCAUUUUUAGGUCGUCCAUUUGGAAUGUUUUGUUACAAUUCUCCACUCCUAAAACUUUCCUAUGUGAGUAAUAACGUAAAAAUGGAGCUGCCAAUUUUGUUCCUCUUGCAGAAACAGCAAAUAUUUGAUGUUGCAGUAUUCCCAAGAUUUAAUGAAAGAACCCAACUUAGUUUUUCAGUGAAUUUGACAUCUUUCUAUUUUUAAACUGAUGAAAUUUUCUUUGAGCUCUUCCAAGGAUGCAAUCAACUAUUUGCAGUUUUUUAGCCUAAUUUUGGCUUUAUAGAGAUUGCUUUAUCAGGUACUUUAAAAGUCACUCUUGCUUGCAUUUACCCCUAUUGACACAUGAAAGCUGUGUGGUGUUUUACUGUACAUACUUCACAUACACAUAGGAAUAGAAGUGUGUUAUAAAUCUAGCUUUCUUUAUGAUGUUUCUGAUAAUAUGAGAAUUGAAAACUUUACCUUUUCUUGUACAUAGUCAGACUUUCUAUUCGUAUUAAAGUUACGUUUCAUUCUAAGUUCAAAAGUUUGAAAAUUAUUAGUUUUGCAAGCUCAAACACUAAUGUGACCAUUUUAUGAAGACUGAAAUGGACUUAUGCAGUCAGUUCUAUACAUAGAAACACAGUUCUUAUUAAAUUUUCAGGACCAAUGCAAAAUAACAAAAAUGUAAUGGAAUGAGAAUGAAUUAAAGUAAGGCUGUAUAUUGAAAGUCAUUUUAUAAAAGGUUUGCUUUCUUCAAGUGUUAUUUAUCCUAAAUUACAAUCGUUAAGUGUUUGCAAAAUAAUUUUGAACCAUAAAUUCAGCAUAAUUUCAUUUGACUUCUCAAUAAUCUUAGAAGCAAUAAAAGAACCAUUAUUAAAUAUAUUGUAAUGUUAAAGAUGUGAAGGUUCUUCCAAAAACUUGUAAGGCUUUCCUAAUUAAUAGUAAGCUCUUGUAGUUGAUAUUAUUGCAUACUAAACACAAGUUGGUAUGUUUUUUUCCCCUAUGUGUUUGCUUAAGUAUAAAUUCCUUUAUACAAUCACCUCCUUUAAUUGUUAUAGUUUAGUUACUUUCUAAGAUGCCAAAGGAAAUAAGAUUUUUCUUUAUUUAUUUUAAAUAGCUAAAACCUUGUACUUUAUAUUUUGAAGUAAGGUUGGGAUUGUGUGAAAAUGUGAACAGUUUUGUUCUACUGUUGGUUAGAAUUAACUUUUUUUUUUUUUUAAGUGGAGGGUGGCUUGGUAAUACUUGGAUUAUUUUAAAUAUCAAACACAUCUACCCAAUUUACUAUUUGCCUGUAUUAUCAGGGUAUAUUUAAUUCUCCUGUGGUUAGACAAAAGAACGAACUCAGAGAUUACUAAAGUCAAGCAUUACAUACUUAGCUCUUGGAGGCAGCUAUACCUUUAUACCUUGCCUUUGAUUUUUAUGCACAUUAACCCCAUCUACUCCUCUAACUACUCAGUGCCCAGGAAAUUGAAAAGUACAAUAUUUGGUAUGAGAGGUUCUCCAUAAUGCAGUUUUCACUUCAAAAAUUUAUUUACCUCAUUUACAUUAAAUGUGAUAAUUCCUCUUUCUGAUGUAUUUCCCACUGCCCUUCUUCUUUUUUAUUUCUCUACAGAUAGAUGUAUUUCCCCAAACAUAGAAAUUAAGGCAGUUGCUUUUUUUCCUUU
Panthera uncia (snow leopard) is the source of this 3605-nucleotide messenger RNA. RefSeq names its product ubiquitin conjugating enzyme E2 K (gene UBE2K). The record is from RefSeq and is a predicted model, not a curated record. The transcript has 8 exons. Gene Ontology annotation, molecular function: ubiquitin conjugating enzyme activity; protein binding. Gene Ontology annotation, biological process: proteasome-mediated ubiquitin-dependent protein catabolic process; protein polyubiquitination. Gene Ontology annotation, cellular component: nucleus. Bases 598 to 1266 code for a protein of 222 amino acids. Lineage: Eukaryota; Metazoa; Chordata; Mammalia; Carnivora; Felidae.